AUGUUAGAUCGAGGAGGAAGCGCCGCCGCACCGGACGUCGUGGACAUCUCGCCAGACGGGUCGUUUGACAUCCAAAACCAAAGGCAGCCUGGCGUGACGUGGGAAGAGCUCAAAGCGGAAGGCAAUGCAUGCUUUCAGAAGAAGGACUAUCCGAAUGCCCUGGACAAGUACGCAGCCGCGGUCGUCGUCGCACCGUGCGAUCAACGGCACUUCUUGCACGGCAAUCGGGCCACGUGCCUGUUUCAGCUCAAGCGAUAUCGUGACGCAUUGAAUGAGAUCAACAUUGCGUUGGAACUGGAACCGACAUGGGACAAAGGUCUGAGCAGGAAACAGUGCAUUCUCCAAGCAAUGCGCAGAGCACAACACCAACCGACGUUGCAAGCGCCGCUUGGUGCCGUGUACGCAGACAAAGCCUCCGUGAUUCCUGACACGUCCGAGUCGAAAGCAUCGCAAUUGCUCUGGCGGCGCCUCAUGUCAGGGCUGGAGACCACCAACCAAGACUGCCUCCAUGGCGUAUUUGCCAAACUCUCCAACGAAAAGGAGUUUUGCCGGGUAAUGUACCCUGGCAUGACCGCUGACGACAUCCGCACAAACCACAUGCCUCGAACACUCAAGCAACUACUCGAAGAUCCAUGGUAUGAGCAGGAGAUGGUCGUCCUCAUGCCGAAAAUUCAAGCCAAAGCCAACUCUGUCCUCGACAAUGUCAAGCGCAAGGGCGCGAUAGUCGGUGACGUCAUGGAUGCCACAACGGAAGCCAUUCUUCGCCCGCAAGUUCUGCGCGAAGCAUUUGGAAGGGAAGUCCUUGCAAUGCUGCAGCGAGUCGCGACAAAAAAGCAUGCAAUGUUGGCACGAGACACUUCGCGCAUCGCGGACCCGGACGCCGAAUGUGCGUCGUGGGACCAGUUACACGAUGCGACGCUGGCGUCGUUGUUGGAUGCAAACUCCCCCGAUGCGCAGUUCUACGGCGUUCAAGACGACUUCCUUGGCGCGGACUUUGUGCCACUGGUGCGGUCAGACGUCCUGCGCAUGCACAAGCAAGGACAGCUUGUGCAAGGAGACAUGUGCCUCGUUCGUUUCCUCGACGUGUCCAGCAUGCCAACCGAAUUGGCCGACAAUUUUCCCGCUCUCGCGGAGCUCGUUGAAAAAUUGCACGCAUUGCCGCACGAAAUCAACCACAAACGACGGCACUUGCCCAACCAACUGAGUCUGUGCGCUGAGUCCACAUAUUCCACGACGUUACUGGCGUUCCGCACGGGCGAAGGCCAGUCGAUGCGACUGGAUUGCGGUACGGACGUCCAGCACGACAAUGGGUACAGGAUCACUUGCAUCUACUGCGUCAAUGGACCGGAGGAAGGACGCGAUGGAAGCGGGGCCAUUCAAGUGCACACGAGAGCCAACCAUGAAGCCACUGUGCCGUCUGUCUCUGAUCGUCUAGUGAUGCUUCAAAGUCAGCAGGUGCUGCAUGCCAUCGUGCCGGUCACUGGUCCUUCGCCCAUGUACUACGUCGUGUUUCGAAUCCACGGAUCGUCGUCGUGAUCGUUGUAGGCAUCUUGACUACGGAAUCGUAAGGUCGCUGUUGGUGACUUUUUCAAGAAACAUUGCGUUUAUAUCGACG
Molecule: messenger RNA, 1615 nt
Organism: Aphanomyces invadans
Lineage: Eukaryota; Oomycota; Saprolegniomycetes; Saprolegniales; Verrucalvaceae
Exons: 2
Coding region: 1-1536 (511 amino acids)
Molecular function (GO): Hsp90 protein binding
Source: RefSeq, a predicted model, not a curated record